UUGGCGACGAGACAAGAAGAAGACCGUUAUGUUGCUAAUCCCAUUUCGUCAUUUUCAAAAUUACCGUUGACUCUUUACUGCCCCUCCCCUCUCUCUCUCUCUCUCACACACACACACACACACACACACACGCACUCAGACAGUGCCGGUGUUGCAGAGAAGUCGCAGCUGUCAAUUUGGUUCCCCCAGACGCCGCAGGGAAAAGGAAUGAAAUCUGAAUCAUCUUCUCCUCAGUUUCUAUUUUCAGCUUCAUGUACUGCAACUCAGUAAUUCUGAAAUAAUUCCCUUUCAAUAGUGAGCAGUUGUGUCAGGGCCAUGCCUGCAAUGAAGAAGAAUGCUGAAUGCAUUGGGAUUAGGCAAGUAUUCAAUAAAUUGGUGGAGGAGAUUGGGAGUCCAGUUGAUUUUGAACUUCCAGAAUCGUUAAAUAAAUGGAGACCUACAUCCUACUCCUUUAUCAGGCGCAAUGUAUACCUGACAAAGAAGAUGAAAAGGCGUUUGGAGGACGAUGGUAUCUUUUGUUCAUGCAGCUCAACAGCUGGAUCUUCUGGUGUUUGUGGCAAAGAUUGUCUCUGCAGCAUGCUAAGAUCUAGCUGCUCUUCGGGCUGUAACUGUGGGAGCUCAUGUCUGAAUAAGCCAUUUCAUCAAAGGCUCAUGAAAAAGAUGAAAAUUGAGCAGACUGAGAAAUGCGGAAUUGGCGUCGUUGCAGAAGAAGACAUCAAACAAGGAGAGUUUGUGAUAGAAUAUGUGGGAGAGGUUAUAGAUGAUAAAACAUGUGAGGAAAGACUUUGGAAAAUGAAACACCGUGGGGAAACUAACUUUUACCUAUGUGAAAUCAAUCGAGACAUGGUGAUAGAUGCCACUUAUAAGGGAAAUAAGUCGAGAUACAUAAAUCACAGUUGCUGUCCCAAUACUGAGAUGCAGAAAUGGAUGAUAGAUGGCGAGACAAGAAUUGGCAUUUUUGCAACUCGUGAUAUUAAAAAGGGCGAGCAUCUGACCUAUGACUAUCAGUUUGUGCAGUUUGGUGCAGAUCAAGACUGUCACUGUGGUGCUGUAGGUUGCCGGAAGAAGUUGGGAGUUAAACCCAAUAAACCAAAAAUGCCUUCUUCAGAUGCUGCAUUGAAAAUAGUAGCAUGCCAAGUGGCAGCAAACUCUCUCAAAGUGAAAGGAGUAGAAUUAAACAAACCUGUGUAUACGAAUGGAAUUCCUGGUUUAGGAGGUUCAAGGAAUGAUCCUGCUCGGAGAAGAAAGCAUCGCCAUAAUUGCAUUGGUUCAGUAAUAAGAAUUUUACACUUUCCUGACAAAAGGUCCUUUGGGAUAAUAAGUCAGUUCAAUAACACCACAAGAAAACAUUUGAUCAUGUAUGAAGAUGGACACUCAGAGUUCCUGGACUUAUCAAAAGAAGAAUGGGAAUUUUGUAAUUGCUAAAAGUAAUUGCCAGGUACCUCCAUGCUCCUGUUUGAACAGAAGGGGUUGCAAGAAUGCUUUGUGCUAUAAUCCUGUUUUUGGCACUGUUCAUAUCCGGUGGACCUGUAGUAAUAGAACUGAACUGAAAGGAGAGGGACAAACAUGAAUUUUAACUAUCUGACCCAAUUUGUUUCAUGGGAUUGAGCUUUGAUGUUUUCUUGGUUUUUGCAGAUGUUAUAUAGCUAAAAUGAUAAUUUUAUCCCUUUGUUUAGGUCAAAGGCCAGAGGCAUACUGCUAAGUCCCAUGGGAUUCUUGUUGUACCAAUCUUAUUUCUUUCCCUUUUAUGAAAGAAAUAUGUAUAAGCAUGUGCAAGUGUAACAUUAGAUACAUAUUUAUAUCAAUUAGAAGUUCUUCAAUUACUUGCUUUUGUGUUAAAAUU
Sesamum indicum (sesame) is the source of this 1843-nucleotide messenger RNA. Lineage: Eukaryota; Viridiplantae; Streptophyta; Magnoliopsida; Lamiales; Pedaliaceae. The record is from RefSeq and is a predicted model, not a curated record.